CGGUAGAUUGCAGGAUACCCACUAGCGCUAGCGCUCCAGUGGAUUUUAUCGGAACUAAGCUCACAUCAAUAUUGUCUACACAAUGUUUAUAUUGUUUAAGUGCAAAUAACCAAUGGACAACAUUAGUGCGAAGCAAUUAGACAGAGAUCUUACAAUAGAUGGAGGAUCUUGCUGCCCUUGGUGUACAGAGACAUUCAGUGACCUGCGAGUUCUAUUGGAUCAUUGGAAGCACUGCAAGAGCCGGAAGCAGUUACAAGACAAGUUCGACUCAUCAAGUGCUUCGGACUCCGACACAACAGGUUCCAUUGGAAUUGGCGAUAAAAAUAAUAAUAGUGAUGAUGAUGAUACUAGUGGCCUCUGUCAGAGUCAAAAUUUACUAACUGUAAAUCAUGAAUUGUCAGGUGUACGUAAUGUGUAUGCCUGUGUUCAGUGUGAACUGUCAUUUAGUAACCAAUAUGAUUUGAAUGUUCAUGAAAAACUUCAUCAGAGGUUCACCAAUGAGGAGUUUUCAUGUUCUAUUUGUAAAGCUAGUUUCUCCUCAGAAACACAUCUUGUUGUACAUUUGAAAGAUCACCAUGAAACUAGACAGGAUUUAGAUCAAAAUUUGCUUUCACAUUCAAACCAAAUUUUAUUUUACUGUAAUCAGUGUGAUCUUAAAUUCCAUGUUCAAACUGAUCUUGAAAAGCAUGUGUUGAAUCAUCCAAAGCAAAGAAUAUUUUCCUGCUUGCAAUGUGGAAAAGGAUUUUCCAAAGGGAGUGAUUUGCGGCGUCAUAACUUAGUCCACACUGGAGAAAGACCUUUCCCUUGCUUAGUGUGUGGCUCAAAGUUCGGUACAAGCAGCCAACUGAAGCGGCAUGCAAUCAUCCAUAGUGGAGUACGUCCAUAUGCAUGUUCUCAAUGUGAUAUGAAAUUCUACAAGGGUAGUGAUCUUAACCGUCACUUAAAAACUCACACUGGUGAAAGAAAAAUUGGGAAAGGAAUUUUCAAUGGAAUUGACCUAAGUGGUCUUAACUCUGUUCAAACUAGUGAAAGGCCUUUCCCUUGUGUUGAAUGUGGGGCAAAGUUUGGAAGGAACAGUGAACUAAGAAGGCAUGCAUUGAUUCAUGCAGGAGUUCGUCCUCAUGCAUGCUUGCAAUGUGAUAUGAAAUUUUACAAGAGUAGUGAUCUCAACCGUCACAUAUCAACUCACACAGGUGAAAAAAAAUGUGAUAUUUGUGGACUAUCUUUCAUGCGACUGCAAGAUUUAAAACAUCACUAUCUGUUGCAUGAUAAUGUUGUUGCUCAAGAGUACUCUUCAGAUGCAAACGUUUUUUCUUGCUCAGUGUGCAAUGCAAUUUUCUCUGACAUUGCUGAAUUUAAAGUUCAUAAGUUGAGUCAUCCAGUUGAGAAGCGGAGUGGCCCCCCAAUAAAAGAAAAACGUUUUCAUUGCUUGGAAUGUGGGAAAAGCUUUGUGAAAAGAAGUGACUGUAAGAGACAUGGAGCUGUUCACAGGAAAGGCAAGCCGUUCACAUGUGGUGAAUGUGGCAUAAGCUUUGCAUUGGAAAAUCAGCUAAGAUGUCAUUUAACUAUUCAUGGUUCUCCAAAGGAUCAUUACUCUUUUUCGACAUCUGACGAUUUUCGUUUCCCUCAAGGCAAUGAAAUGUAUAAUCUCAGUCACAUUUCAGAUCUCUCAUCUGUGUUUGAUGUUUAUAAAAAAUGUUUAAAAGAAUUAGCUAAUGGAAAGUAUUCUACUGAUCUGCUUCAAAAUACUGAGGCAAACGCUGGACCACAUCCUCACUCAGCUCAAGAAAAUGCAAAGUUUUCAGAACCCAAAGAAUCAAAAGAACCUAAAGUUGCAUCUGACUCUAAAUUGGCAACAGAAAAUGGGGAGUAUCUAUGUUCUGUGUGUGGCGAGGGCUUCAACAAACCAUCAAAAUUAAUGAAACAUAGUUUGUCGCAUUCCAAUGCCACAGGGGUUGUAUGUGCUGUCUGUAAAGUUGAAGUUGGUACACAAAUGGCACUUGAAUCACACAUUCUCACACAUAUUGAAGAGAAACCAUUUCUUUGUAUUGAAUGUGGGGAUGAGUUUCAUACAGAGAAUGAACUUCAAGCCCAUUGUUCUAGUCAUAUGAUGAGCACAACUUGAGAUUUAUGUCUUUUCAGAGUGUAUCACUUUAUUAGUGGUGUUUUAGUAUGUUGGGAUUUUGUAUUUGAUGCUUCUGUUAAAACACAAAAUAUUUGUAUUUGCUUUGCCUUCAGUGCUGUGUUGCAUGUUCCAUAUAAGAACUCAAAAAAAACAAAACAUGGGCAAUGUGACUCAUAUUUUGGUACCAAACAGUUUGACCAAGCAUUUAUUGGUUUUGAACUAUUUAGCUAUUAAUUAAAUUGUUAUGUGUGUAUGGAGUGUGUUUAUAAAUUUCAUCAAAGAAGAAAAAAUCGGCUUGAAGUCUCAUUUUUGUGGCUAACAAAUUGUUUAUGGCUUGAUAUGCUUGAAACAUGCCCGAUUGGAGAGGCUUUGCUGAUUCGUCUUGUUAGUCAGAGUCUUGUUGUUAUCAUUGAAUGGUUUAAGUGUGUUGUGAACCAAUUUUGUUACUCAAAGUUUAUACUGUUGUUACUUUUUAAAAGUUAAAGAAAUAAACGUUGCUUACGUAAAGUUCAUUAGUAUGGUAUUGUUUUUAGUUUUGGGUAUACAUUAAAAAGCUUCUGUUGUUUAUCUUCCAUGUGUAAAUAUUUCUAGUCGUUUCCAGCCAUCAUGUGAUCCAAAGAAGGGUAUUUCUUAAAAUAUUAUUUCCCUCCAUGUUGAAGUUUUUUUUGGAGGCAAUUUCUGGUUUAUUAAAAUUAUGUGCAGGACAAUGAAGCUGCUGUAAAGUGUGGAAUGGAAUAUGUUGAUACUUGUAGACAUGCUGUGGCGGUAAUGACCGGCUGGGUCGGUGGUGGUGCCUGGUGUGCCUGGUGCUGCCCUGCUACAGGCUUGAGAAGGGUAAAUGUUUCAACUCUUUAUCGUGGCACAGCAAUAUAAUGUAUUAGUUUUAAGCUUUCCCUUUAUUCCAUUGACCAACUCUAUAAUUAUGAAAAGUGGGCAUGCAUCGUGUGCUCUUUUGUUUAGAUUUUUUUGUUGCAAACGUUUAUGAAGCCUGGAAUGUAAUUAUGCUUUUUGCCUUUAUUUUUUGUUGUUGACCUUUGCUUUAAUUUUAUUACACCCAAUGAUUCUUGUAUGGUUUACUAACGUGUAUAAUUAAUAAAAAAAUAUUACUAACUACAAUGGAACUUCAAUCCAAUGCUUCCCCUGUCA
This is a messenger RNA of Thrips palmi, 3271 nucleotides long. RefSeq names its product gastrula zinc finger protein XlCGF58.1-like. The coding region runs from base 113 to 2125 and encodes 670 amino acids. The record is from RefSeq and is a predicted model, not a curated record. NCBI's taxonomy places the organism in Eukaryota, Metazoa, Arthropoda, Insecta, Thysanoptera, Thripidae. The transcript is spliced from 2 exons.